AUGGCUGAGAGCUUUCCAGUGUCUGGGUAUAAACGUACUCAAAGUUCUACAAUCUACGAGGGUGAUCAGACGGUGCUGAGUAUAAUAUCUGGGCUGUCAGAUGAAUUUUCAAUGGCACAGUAUGAUGUUUCCGUGCUGCCGCCUAAAUUCAAUGGCGAAAUGCCCACAAAUCUUAAGGUUUUGUGUUCUGAAGAAAUCGUCAAACUCGCCGGCGCUCGGUACAUAAGAGGAUCUCCUAAUGGCGGUAUGGAGUCUUGCUUUGUGACUCCUGCAAUGGCGAUGGAAGACCAGAAUGGGCUAGAAUCGGCUCAUCUUCUUUUCACCUCUGCGGAUUUUAUAACCAGCAAACAAUAUGAUCAAGCAGCCAGGCUGUUGACGCAGUGUCGCAAAUUGUCUUCGCAGUGGGGAAGCCCAAUACAGAGGCUCUGCUAUUAUUUUUCCGGGGCUUUGCAGGAGAGAAUCGAACGCCAGGUCUGCGAGGAUUUAAGGAAUCCUCUCAAGUCAGCUCUCAAUUUCGCCAACAAUUUCAACAGUGGGUUUAAUAAAGCCGAAUUUAAUCAGGUGCUGGCUUUUUAUAAUAGAGUUCUCCCAUAUGUGAAACUGGUGCAAUUAACAUCUGUGCAGGCAAUCUUAGACACCGUGGGAAAUUCUGGCAAAAUUCAUGUGAUAGAUCUCGAGAUUCGAAAUGGGUGCCAAUGGUCAGUGCUGAUGCAGAGCCUUGCCCUGAGAAGUUCUUCCUAUCCGAUUAAGCUUCUGAGGAUCACAGCACUUGGAAUGGAUUCGGAUGAUCUGAAAGAUAGUGGAAGAAGACUUCACGAGCUCGCUCAGUCCUUGGGGAUUCCGUUUUCCUAUAGGAUGGUGCAGAUAAAAUGUUUGCAGGAGAUUCAUGAAGGUAUGUUCAACAUUAAACCUGGGGAGGCUGUCGCAGUGUUCGCUCCCACUGUUUUUCAUAGGUUGUUAUAUAACCGGAGUCUUCUGGAGAAUGUUAUAGAUGUUGUAAAGAGAUUAAGGCCCCGGAUAAUGGUGAAUAUAGAGGUUGAAGCUGACAACAAUUCUCCUUCUUUUGACAAGCGAUUAGUCGAUGUACUCUUCCAUAGCAGCGCUUGUUUUGACUCCUUGGAUGUGAUUAUGCCGGAUAGACAUGAUCCUCGAAGGGUCAAGUAUGAGGAAAUAUUCUGUGGAAGGCAGAUAACGAAUACGAUUGCCUGUGAGGGAAGCGAAAGGAAAGUUAGACAUGUUAAAAUUGAUGUGUGGAGAUGUUUUUUCGAACACAAGGGAUGGAGGGAGAUGAGCUUCAGCUAUCAAGCUUGGUAUCAGGCCAGAUUACUGCUGAAAGAAUUUCCUAACGGAGAAUGCUUCAGUGUUGAGGCCAGUGGAGAUGCCCUAAUAACUGGGUGGAAAACAACCCCAGUAGUUGCUGUAUCUUUAUGGACUUGUGCCUGA
This is a messenger RNA of Cryptomeria japonica (Japanese cedar), 1443 nucleotides long. Its product is annotated as GRAS family protein RAM1-like. The coding region runs from base 1 to 1443 and encodes 480 amino acids. NCBI's taxonomy places the organism in Eukaryota, Viridiplantae, Streptophyta, Pinopsida, Cupressales, Cupressaceae. The record is from RefSeq and is a predicted model, not a curated record. The transcript has a single exon. Gene Ontology annotation, molecular function: sequence-specific DNA binding; DNA-binding transcription factor activity. Gene Ontology annotation, cellular component: nucleus. Gene Ontology annotation, biological process: regulation of DNA-templated transcription.